CGCCACUGGUGCUGUAUCCUAAAGUGGUUUCCACUGGAUACAAUAGGCUGGGGCUGCUUUGAACUCGUCGCCGCCCAGCCACGCAAAGGUUCCGAAGGCGCGCACUCUAUUCUUAGGCGCUGUCAUGGACGAGGCUGAGGAUGGAGAAGAUGAGUCCAAAUUCCAGCAGCCUUUAUUGUGCGGAACCGGCUCCGUUGGUGGCGGAGGCGAUAGGAACGGUCUAAGUUUGAAGAUGAAGCAAUUUACGCCAGGAGGGGGAGCAUCAUCAACAGCGCGCAAGAACUCCAACAAUGAGCUGUGGUUCAUGCAAGGCGAAGAGUCCGCACCUUGUGCUCCUACAGGCGCCACAAGCUGUGCUCUGUUAUGCCAGGGAGAUGCUACUGCCCGUGGCGGCUCAUACUAUAGGGCUGGAGGGGACUUAGCCCCAGGGUCAUCGGUAACCGUGUUGGCUACUUGUUGGACAGGUGAAGGCACUACCGGUGUGAUAUGCAACAACAACGGAGAUUGCAGAAGGGACCCCAACAUUUCAGGGAGCCUGUCCUCCAUCGUCUCUAGGCAGGGGAAACAGACCGGUGGAAUAGUUGCAGCGGACAACGGGAAAAGGCCAACUAGAUGUAAUUCCAGAGUCGCCAGCAUGGACGGUUCGAUCACCUCAGUACAGGGGCAAGGGCCCGAGGUGGCCGGGGCCACAACUACUGGUAAUGAGAAAAAGGACUCCAGAGUUUCCUUCUCAAGUGCCCCUAAUAGAAAAGCAUCGUCCUCUGUGCAGAACCAACAGAACAGGAAUUCUCUCGCAUUUUUUAAAUCGGAGGAUGGACCCCAGAUUGUGCCAGAUGAUGGGGAACCGCAGGACAAUCGGACUUAUAUGCAGCGCCAAUUUAGUUCCAUGCUUCAGCCUGGAGUUAAUAAAUUUUCCCUGCGUAUGUUUGGGAGCCAAAAAGCGGUGGAAAAGGAACAAGAGCGCGUCCAAUCGGCCGGUAAUUGGAUUAUUCAUCCAUACAGCGAUUUCAGGUUCUACUGGGAUUUCACCAUGCUGAUGUUCAUGGUGGGCAACCUCAUCAUCAUCCCCGUUGGGAUCACCUUCUUCAAGGACGAGACCACCGCGCCCUGGAUCAUCUUCAACGUGGUCUCUGACACCUUCUUCCUCAUGGACCUGGUCCUCAACUUCCGCACAGGCAUUGUAUUUGAGGACAACACCGAGAUCAUCCUGGACCCCAGGAAGAUCAAGAGGACGUACCUGAAGACCUGGUUCUUGGUGGACUUUGUCUCCUCCAUCCCUGUGGAUUAUAUCUUCCUGAUCGUUGAGAAGGGGAUCGACUCUGAGUUGUAUAAAACGGCCAGAGCCCUGAGGAUCCUACGCUUUACCAAGAUCCUCAGUCUGCUGAGGCUGCUCAGGCUGUCCAGGCUAAUCCGCUACAUCCACCAAUGGGAAGAGAUCUUCCAUAUGACCUAUGACCUGGCCAGUGCAGUGAUGCGUAUCUUCAACCUGAUUGGUAUGAUGCUGCUGCUGUGUCACUGGGAUGGCUGUUUGCAGUUCCUGGUUCCCAUGCUGCAGGACUUCCCCCAGGACUGUUGGGUCUCUCUCAACAAGAUGGUGAACGACUCGUGGAGCGAGCUGUACUCCUUUGCCCUGUUCAAGGCCAUGAGUCACAUGCUGUGUAUCGGUUACGGGCGCCAAGCCCCAGAGAGCAUGUCUGAUAUCUGGCUGACCAUGCUCAGUAUGAUCGUGGGCGCCACCUGCUAUGCCAUGUUCAUUGGCCAUGCCACCGCCCUCAUCCAGUCCCUGGACUCAUCCCGGCGCCAGUACCAGGAGAAGUACAAACAAGUGGAGCAGUACAUGUCUUUCCACAAACUGCCAGCUGACUUCCGACAGAAAAUCCAUGACUACUAUGAACACAGAUACCAGGGCAAGAUGUUUGAUGAGGAGAGCAUCCUGGAGGAGCUUAAUGAACCACUGCGGGAGGAAAUUGUCAACUUCAACUGCCGUAAGCUGGUGGCAUCCAUGCCCCUGUUUGCCAAUGCCGACCCCAACUUUGUGACAGCCAUGUUGACCAAGCUCCGCUUCGAGGUCUUCCAGCCCGGAGAUUACAUCAUCAGGGAGGGCACCAUCGGCAAGAAGAUGUACUUCAUCCAACAUGGUGUGACCAGCGUGCUGACCAAAGGAACUAUGGGCAUGAAGCUUUCUGAUGGAUCCUACUUUGGAGAGAUCUGUCUGUUGACCCGAGGCAGACGGACGGCCAGUGUGCGGGCGGACACGUACUGCCGUCUCUACUCCCUGUCUGUGGAUAACUUCAAUGAGGUGCUGGAGGAGUACCCAAUGAUGAGACGAGCCUUCGAGACUGUGGCCAUCGACCGACUGGACCGGAUAGGGAAGAAGAACUCAAUCCUAAUGCACAAGGUUCAGCAUGACCUCAACUCGGGUGUCUUCAACAACCGAGAGAAUGAAAUUAUCCAAGAGAUUGUGAAAUAUGACCGUGAGAUGGUGCAGCAGGUGGACAUGCAGAGGCCUCGUGCCAUGUCCAUGUCCAACCCCCCCACGCACGGGGGUAUCUUCGCUCCUCCAGCCCCACCUCAGAGCUCAGCCAUCGCCACCCUCCAGCAGGCUGUGGCUAUGAGCUUCUGUCCCCCCAUGGCAGGCCCCCUGGUAGGGGCCGGGGCCCUGCAGUCACCUCGGAUGGUACGGAGGUUCCAGGUGAUGCAGAGCAUGUCAGCCUCCCCUCCUCCCCAGACUGAGCAGACCAUGCAGCCCCAGCUACACGCCGGUGGUGCCUUCGCCUCCGCCCUCUCGAGCCCCCCCAUCCAGAGCCCCCUAGCUGCUGGGGGACGGACAUUCCAGUACGGCCACUCUUCUGGCUCCCAGCUCUCCCUGGUCCAGCAGAUCAUACCCAGCCCCCCACACCGGCCCAACACCCAUAACAGCACCCGCUCUCUGCACAUGGGCAGUCUGAGUCAGGACGCCAGGGCACUGUCUGCCUCUCAGCCCUCUCUGCCCCAGGGAGGGGCUCAACCCGUGGCCCCGAGCCCAUCACAGUCCAACCGUGUUUCCUCAACAUCCAUUGGGCCACCUCAGACCCCUCCGGGCUCUGUGGGGCUCAGGAGCGCUGUGACUCAUAGGAUGGUGCUGCCCCACCAGAUGUCUGUGGGGGCGUUUCCUCUAGCCUCCCUCCCGGGGACUCUGACAUCGCUGGGGACAGGCAUGGGUGCGGGUAUGGGAAUCGGCAUGGGAGUGGGCAUGGGAUCAGGCUUGGCGCCAGCCCUUCCGGACUCGGGUUUACCCAAAAAGGACUCCAAAGCCAGCCACCCUGAGACAGACCAUGUCAGAUCGAGGCUAUCUUCCAAUUUGUGACCUUUAUUAGAUUUCUGCAGAGCCAGGAGUUUUUGGUUGUGGGAACUGUGGAAGGUUUUGUCCUUAGACCCAAUAAUCUCCCCUCUCCCUGUCACGCGGGUCUGAAUAUGACUAUAAGAAUGUAUGCUGUGGGACCUUGGAGAGGGAGACCGUAGCUGGAAGACAAUGUAUGACUAACAAUAUAGUUAUUAUCAGAGGUGGGAUGUUUCUACUCCACCCACAGACAUAGAUUGUAGAUACCGGCCGUACGUAGUAGUAGCACCUUCUCCCCACAUCUCUCCUUUAUUUACUCUCUUUACUGUAACCAUAUUCAACAUAAAUAGCACGCAUCUCUCACCCAUUAUCUAUAUAGUCGAACAAUACAAACUGGCAGGGACAAGAAGAAAAUCAGGAACCUGCUUCAGAUGACAACGAUGACAUCAACACUUUGCAGAAGUUCUUCUGGGAUUUCAUCUUUUCUCUAUGGACUGGUUUUAACAAAAGUUCUACUCAUGUCACUGUAAUAUUGUUUCAGAAAACAAGAAAAUGUUUUUUUUAGACCAUGUCUUAAAUUAUAGUUUUUUUUUUUUUUUUACAGGUUGGGCUUAAUAAACAACAUGUUGCAUUGCAUUAAUGGGAUUAAUAAUAUAUUUCUGAAAAAAACGAGUGGAUAGAUCAUUUCACUGCCUUGAUUUCAACAUUUGAAGCCAUAUCCUUAUUUGUGUGCGUGUGUGUGCGUGUGUGCGCGUGCAUGCGUGUGCGUGUGCGUGUGUGUGUGUAUAUAAGGAAUUCAUAUCUAUAAAUAUAUCUUCCCCCGUCCUCAAAUUGUAUUUGCAGAUGACAGUGUAGGUAUAAUUUCAGUAUUUUUCUUGGGAGUCUACAGCCUACAUUUCAUUCUGGCUUGGCCAGAAUACACCUAGGGUGCAAGUGAUAUACACUACAUGAGCAAAAGUAUGUGGGCACAUACUCGUCGACCACAUCUCAUUAGAAAAUCAUGGGCAUUAAUAUGGAGUUGGUCCCCCCUUUGCUGCUAUAACAACCUCUACUCUGCUGGGAAAGCUUUCCACUAGAUGUUGGAACAUUGCUGAGAGGUCUUGCUUCCAUUCAGCCACAUGAGCAUUAGUGAGGUCGGGCACUGAUGUUGGGCGAUGAGACCUGGCUCACAGUUGGCGUUCCAAUUCAUCCCAAAGGUGUUCGAUGGGGUUGAGGUCAGGGCGUUUCAACUGCUCCAGUAUCCAAUGGCAGCAAGCUUUAAACCACUCCAGCCUGCGCUUGGCAUUGUGCAUGGUGAUCUUAGGUUAGUGUGGGGCUGCUCGGCUAUUGAAAUCCAUUUCCUGAAUCUCCCAAUGAACAAUUAUUGUGCUGACGUUGCUUCCAGAAGCAGUUUAGAACACUGCAGUGACUGUUGCAACCGUGGACAGACAAUUUUUACGCUCUAUGUGCUGCAGCACUCGGCAGUCCCAGUCUGUGAGCUUGUGUGGCCUACCGCUUUGGGCUGAGCCGUUGUUGCUCCUAGACAUUUCCACUUCACAAUAACAGCACUUACAGCUGACUGGGGCAGCUCUAGCAGGGCAGAAAUUUGACGAACUGAUUUGCUGGAAAGGUGGCAUCCUAUGACGGUGCCACGUUGAAAGCUCUUCAGUAAGGCCAUUCUACUGCCAACGUUUGUCUAUGGAGAUUGCAUAGCGGUGUGCUCAAUUUUAUACACCUGUCAGCAACGGGUGUGGCUGAAACAUCCAAAUCCACUCAUUUGAUGGGGUGUCCACAUACUUUUGUGUAUAUAGUGUUUAAACCAAGUCAUCCAUCCCCAUUGGUUGCUCGGCUAUUGAAAUCCAUUUCCUGAUCUGAGUUAUGAAUCACAUGAAUAUAUCAACAUACUGUAUCUCAUUCAACCCUGAUGGAAAUGCAUAUCAGGUUUUUUGCAUAGCUGAAGUUUAGAAUAGACAGAUCAUAGUUUUAUAUUUUAUAGUCUGACUGAUGUUCUGAAGGCACUGUGCAGUGUAAUUGAUUACGCUAAUAUGUAUUAUUAUACUGUACAGACUGAUGCACCCUGGUCAGAUCCACACAUUACACCAUUUAAUGAAUACAUUGAACUUUUCAUCUCAUCUGCAUUGUCCCAUCCAUUCCAAGACUUUUUAGAUUAUUUGAAGUUUAAAACAAAUCCAUUUUCUUUUUCCUUUCCUCUCAAAUUCUAACAGUAAUAUUGAAUCAAAUUGAGGUAGAUUUUGUGUGCAUAAAUGACAUAAUGCUUCUGGAAUGCUGAAAUCGAAAUGACUCCCAUUCUAUUCUAAUCUGCAGCAAGGACAGAGCAGACAUUUUGGAGGGUGCAUUUCAAUGAUGUGUCUCUGACCAUAAGUGAUGCCACUGAAUGUGUUUACCGGCCUCCACUGAUUAGUGUCCAAAAGUAUUAGUGGAAGAGGCUUUCCAAGCGCUGAUAUCCACUUCAUCUGCUGCUCAAUAACCCCCACACCACCACCACCAUUACUAUGUAAUGAGAGAGAAGAUUGGAUCCCCUCAGGCCCCAUUUAUUUUGGACUGUUAUUACUUUCCAUUGUGUUUCAUCAGAAGUUUUUCUGUAUCAUCUACCUUGUCAGUGGCGCCAAGGUUGUGGGUUUGGAAGGGAUUUGUUGCUGGAAAUUAUGCCCAAUGAAACUUCUUUGGGAACUUUCAUGUGUUUGAAGGUGGUUUUAAUGGCCGAAUUCCUUUUAGAUUGCUGAGCAGGUUUUGAGACUAUUUGUCUAGCAAUAAAUUAGGACAUUUAACAAACAUGUAAUAAAUAACAUACAAUACAGUGUAGAUGAAAAGCCAAAAUUGGAAUAAAAUGUCAAUGUUUUUGAAUUGCUUAAUAAGAUUUGUUGAUUGGAAGCCUUUGGAAGUUCUUAUAUCUACUGUACAUGACACACUUAAGAUGGUAAAUGGUGGGAAUAUUUCAUGCAAUCCAUAUACACUGAAUAAAAAUAUAAACGCAACAUGUAAAGUGUUGGUCCCAUGUUUCAUGAGCUGAAAUAAAAGAUCCCAGAAAUGUUCCAUACGCACAAAAAGCUUAUUUCUCUCAAAUGUUGUGCACACAUUUAUUUACAUCCCUGUUAGUGAGCAAUUCUCUUUUACAAAGAUAAUCCAUCCACCUGACAGGUGUGGCAUAUCAAGAAGCUGAUUAAACAGCAAGAUCAUUAUACAGGUGGACCUUGUGCUGGGGACAAUAAAAGGCCACUAAAAUGUGAAGUUUUGUCACAAUACAAUGCCACAGAUGUCUCAAUUUUUGAGGGAGCGUGCAAUUGGCAUAUUGACUGCAGGAAUGUCCACUAGAACUGUCGCCAGAGAACUGAAUGUUUAUUUCUCUACCAUAAGCCGCCUCCAACUUCGUUUUAGAGAAUUUGACAGUACAUCCAACCAGCCUCAUAACCGCAGACCACGUGUAUGGUGUCGUGUGGGAAAGCGAUUUGCUGAUGUCAAUGUUCCUAGGCAUGUGAAAUCCAUAGAUUAGGGCCUAAUUUAUUUAUUUCAAUUGACUGAUUUCCUUAUAUGAACUGUAACUCAGUAAAAUCUUAGAAAUUGUUCCAUGUUGCGUUUAUACUGUAUUUGUGUUUAGUAUACAAUCCAUUUACAAUCCUAUCUGAAGCAUGUUAAUUUUGUCAGGGUAGAAUGACAGUUAUCCUCUCCAAUAGCUACAUUUGUUGUCAUGUGUUUAGCCUUUACCCAGCAUUUUUCUUGGGAUGUUUCCUUGCCAGCCAAAUUGUGAUUUAAACUGUAACUUGAAUAAAUAUAUGACGCAA
This is a messenger RNA of Oncorhynchus nerka (sockeye salmon), 7098 nucleotides long. Its product is annotated as potassium/sodium hyperpolarization-activated cyclic nucleotide-gated channel 2-like. Gene Ontology annotation, biological process: regulation of membrane depolarization; potassium ion transmembrane transport; sodium ion transmembrane transport. Gene Ontology annotation, molecular function: voltage-gated potassium channel activity. NCBI's taxonomy places the organism in Eukaryota, Metazoa, Chordata, Actinopteri, Salmoniformes, Salmonidae. The coding region runs from base 125 to 3346 and encodes 1073 amino acids. The transcript is spliced from 8 exons. Gene Ontology annotation, cellular component: HCN channel complex; dendrite; axon. The record is from RefSeq and is a predicted model, not a curated record.